AUGUGUGAUUCAAUUAUUGUUGGUAAAAUAAACAAUAGUAUAAUGAUUGGUACUGUCAAUAGAUUACUAUUAAAUGUUACUAAAGAUGAAUGUAUAUGUGAAAUGAUGAAAAUAAAUGUAUUUUUAUUAUCUGGAUUAAACUAUUUUUCGACAAAUAGAAGUUGUGAAUUAUUUUAUUCGAAUAACAAUUCGAUUGUUAUUGAAUAUAAUGUGAAUUCUGAUUUUAUAUUUAUAAAUCAAUCAGCAAUAUCAAUAACAAAUAAACCGAUCAUAACAUUAACGACAACAUCCACCACCACAUCAACCUCAUCAUCAUCCACUACAAGAACCACUUCUUCAACUUCAUCAUCAUCAACAACAACAUCAAAAACAACUUCAACAAGCACAACAUCAACAACUACCACGACAACAACAACUACUACGUUUAUAUUUAAUUCUACUUGUUCUAAAUAUUAUUGUUGCACAUUUGGUCCUACUCCUUGUGUUUACAAUAAUCACGCCUGUGCAUGUGACAAUACUGGUGUUAACGGUCCAAGUGGUAAUUUUUUUUGUCGUAAUUGCACUGGUCAAGGUCCUUCUACUUAUUAUGGUGGUGGUGGUUGUUAUUAUGGUGGUUGGUAUUAUUCUGGUUGUUAA
Molecule: messenger RNA, 636 nt
Organism: Adineta steineri
Lineage: Eukaryota; Metazoa; Rotifera; Eurotatoria; Adinetida; Adinetidae
Source: the annotation of a GenBank genome assembly